UAUAGAACGAGUGUCAAAUAUGUUGACUAAGACAAAAAUGACAACUUUUACUUCAGGCCACCAGCAGGAAGUGUAGCUUUCAGUUUCGUUACUGUACUGACUCACUUUCACUUUAAUGUAUUCCACAUUGAACUCCAUAUUCAAGGUCAACAUUCAAUUCAUGCGCUAAGUUGACGGCUAGUGCUAUUUUUUCCUUCUCUGACAUCUUUAAAAUCCUUCAAAAAUCACCAAAACAAGGGGUCAUCAAUUCUGAAACAAAUCACUGCUGAUUUCUGUCCAUGCCUGUGGAAAUGUUCACAAAUUUGGAAAGUUUAGAGCAGUCCUCCCGAGUUGUGACCGUGCAAGAUUUACUUGGAGAGUCACCGAAUCUCAGCCUCUUCCACACGAGGACAAAAAUAAUCUGCACUUCUUUCUGCUGCCUUUCCGUGGAUUUCCUAUAAUUCCCACCCUGUUUAAUUCAUCCCACCCACGCCCACCUCCAGGCACGCACACUCCACUAGGAAGAUCACAUUCCCAAGCGCUCCAGAGAACUUCCGGAUACGCGGGAGGGAGUGUCUGCAGGGGAGAUGGUUCCCUAACUAAAUGCUCUUCCUCCCAUUCUACUUCGUAAAAUUCUAGGAGUGUCCGGUAAUUGAACGGCAUUAGAACAGCAACAUGUUCAACAAUCCUUUUCGCCCAUACAAGCAUGGUGAGGAAGAACCCGAGCUUGGAGACAUGAUAGAAAUCUCUCGUGGGACCUACCAGCAUUGGGCCUUGUAUGUGGGCAACAAUUGUGUUGUUCAUUUGACUCGACCCGGGAAGUCUUCGGAGUUAAACACCAACAGAUACUUCUGCAGGGAUAUGGCCGUAGUGUUGAUGGAUAAGUUGCAGGAGGUGGUGGGAGACAACUACUACAGAGUCAACAACCUGCUGGACCGCAGUUACAAACCCCGCCCAGUUCGCGACAUCGUGAAGGAGGCGCUGGCGGAGGUGGGCAAGGUGCUACGCUACUACAUCCUCAGUGCAAACUGUGAGCAUUUUGUCACCAAACUGCGUUAUGGCAGCGCAAUGUCCCGCCAGGUGCAAAGACUCUUUUUCAUGGGUCCUGUGGGCUGGGUGACUGCAGGGAUCCUUGCACUCACAGGCGCAAGCACCAGCUCCACCCCCAGAUCCAAUAAGGCGAUCCGUCACCGGUAAAGAACCAGUCGCAGUUGCCAGAACGUUCCGAAAAACAACAACUCCCCUUUCUUCUCUACUGUAUCAGUAUUGGCUGUCCUCAAGUACUUUAUUUGGAAUUGUAUCGAUUUGUCUUUUAUUAUCUUUUAUUAAAUUCUACCUUUAU
Messenger RNA from Doryrhamphus excisus (bluestripe pipefish), 1321 nucleotides. NCBI's taxonomy places the organism in Eukaryota, Metazoa, Chordata, Actinopteri, Syngnathiformes, Syngnathidae. The record is from RefSeq and is a predicted model, not a curated record.